CGGGUAGGGGAGGGGCCCGGCCGGCCGGAGAGGCCCAGGGUCAAGACGUCCGGCCUCAGGGGCUCGGGCUGGGCAGCCGGGUCCCCUGGGCGGCUCUGAACAGGCGGGCGGCGAGGGCCCGGGUCUCAGGGCACUCAGGCCUGGUCGCAGGAUCGUCCGCCAUCGCCGCCGCCGCAGCACUGGGAGCCGGCGGGGAUGGAACGGGAGGCGUCGCCGUGGGGCCUCGAGCCCGGGGAUGUGCAAAGUCCUGAUGAAGUGGGGAGCUCCGAAGGGUCCCUCAAAGGCAACGGGAGUGAGAAUGAGGAAGAAGAAAUGUCUCAACAAGAAGGCACUGGGGACUAUGAGGUCGAAGAGAUACCCUUUGGGCUUGAGCCCCAGAGCCCUGGGUUUGAGCCAGAAAGCCCUGAGUUUGAACCCCAAAGCCCCAGGUUUGAGCCCGAAAGCCCAGGUUUUGAGUCCCGAAGCCCUGGGUUUGUGCCCCCAAGCCCUGAAUUUGCACCCAGAAGCCCUGAAUCAGGUUCUCAGAGCCCUGAGUUUGAACCCCAAAGCCCUAGGUAUGAGCCCCAGAGCCCUGGUUAUGAACCUAAGAGCCCUGGCUAUGAACCCCGGAGCCCUGGGUAUGAACCCAAGAGCCCUGGCUAUGAACCCCGGAGCCCUGGGUAUGAACCCCGGAGCCCUGGGUAUGAACCCCAGAGCCCAGGGUAUGAGCCCCAGAACCCUCUGUUCAAAACCCAAAGCCCUGAAUUUGAAGCUCAAAGUUCCAAAUUUCAGGAAGGUGCUGAGAUGCUUCUGAAUCCAGAGGAAAAGAAUCCCUUGAGCAUCCCCUUGGGAGUCCAUCCCUUGGACUCCUUCACCCAGGGAUUUGGGGAGCAGCCCACGGGGGCCUUGCCCCUAGGGCCACCUUUUGAGAUGCCCACAGGGGCCCUACUGGCUACACCCCAGUUUGAGAUGCUCCAGAAUCCCCUGGGCCUGACCGGAACCCUUAGGGGGCCAGGCCGGCGAGGUGGCCGGGCCAGGGGUGGGCAGGGCCCUCGGCCUAAUAUUUGUGGCAUCUGUGGGAAGAGCUUCGGGCGGGGCUCCACCCUGAUCCAGCACCAGCGCAUCCAUACGGGUGAGAAGCCCUAUAAAUGUGAGGUCUGUAGCAAGGCCUUCUCCCAGAGCUCUGACCUCAUCAAACACCAGCGCACCCACACGGGAGAGCGGCCCUACAAGUGUCCCCGCUGCGGCAAGGCCUUCGCUGACAGCUCUUACCUGCUUCGCCACCAGCGCACCCACUCUGGUCAGAAGCCCUACAAGUGCCCGCACUGUGGCAAGGCCUUCGGUGACAGCUCCUACCUCCUGCGGCACCAGCGCACCCACAGCCACGAGCGGCCCUACAGCUGCCCCGAGUGCGGCAAGUGCUAUAGCCAGAACUCUUCCCUGCGCAGUCACCAGAGGGUGCACACCGGGCAAAGGCCCUUCAGCUGUGGCAUCUGCGGCAAGAGCUUCUCGCAGCGCUCGGCACUUAUCCCCCACGCCCGCAGCCACGCUCGCGAGAAGCCCUUCAAGUGCCCUGAGUGCGGCAAGCGCUUCGGCCAGAGCUCCGUGCUGGCCAUCCAUGCCCGCACCCACCUGCCAGGCCGCACCUACAGCUGCCCCGACUGCGGCAAGACCUUCAACCGCUCCUCCACGCUGAUUCAGCACCAGCGCUCCCACACGGGCGAGCGGCCCUACAGGUGCGCCGUGUGCGGCAAGGGCUUCUGCCGCUCGUCCACGCUGCUGCAGCAUCACCGGGUCCACAGCGGGGAGCGGCCCUACAAGUGCGAUGACUGUGGAAAGGCCUUCUCGCAGAGCUCCGACCUCAUCCGCCACCAGCGGACCCACGCAGCCGGCCGCCGCUGACCUGGGGGCCCCUGCGGGGGGAGGGGGAGGCAGUGGGCAGAAGAGAAGGGGAUGGGAAGCUAGAGAAAUCUUUAGAGGGAAUAGUGGAAAAGCUGGAGGAGGAUGGAUGGAGGAGGAGUGGGGCCAGGGUGGAGGAAGUUGCGCGCCCUGGAGACUUAUGGGAAACGGGCUAUGAAGAGGGGUUGGAGAGAGGCCAAGCAGGCAGUGGGAGGCUCUGGGAGAGAUCCAGAAAAGAGGUCAGCAGAGAUCUGGCCUUGGCAGCAGCAUGCCCCUUGGUGGGUGCCUGGCUUGGCGAAGUGC
Molecule: messenger RNA, 2181 nt
Organism: Hyaena hyaena (striped hyena)
Lineage: Eukaryota; Metazoa; Chordata; Mammalia; Carnivora; Hyaenidae
Gene: ZNF768
Product: zinc finger protein 768
Exons: 2
Coding region: 196-1881 (561 amino acids)
Biological process (GO): transcription by RNA polymerase II
Molecular function (GO): DNA binding
Source: RefSeq, a predicted model, not a curated record